This is a messenger RNA of Asparagus officinalis (garden asparagus), 1631 nucleotides long. Its product is annotated as TBC1 domain family member 5-like. Gene Ontology annotation, molecular function: GTPase activator activity. The record is from RefSeq and is a predicted model, not a curated record. NCBI's taxonomy places the organism in Eukaryota, Viridiplantae, Streptophyta, Magnoliopsida, Asparagales, Asparagaceae. The transcript has 9 exons. Gene Ontology annotation, biological process: intracellular protein transport; activation of GTPase activity. Bases 116 to 1414 code for a protein of 432 amino acids.
CUUCCCAGAUCUCUACACGCCAAACUCUCCCUCCCUCUCUCUAGAAAGAUCCCUUCUCUCUCCUCGCCCCAAUGCCCGAAACGUUCCGACACGAUUAGCCGAAACCCUCGCCGAUAUGAGAAAGAAAAGCGUCCCUGAUUGGCUCAACAGUUCACUUUGGUCCUCCUCCAACCCCUCCAACGACGAUCGCAUCUCCCGAUACGCUACGAACCCCUCCCCCGAGUCGCUGCCGCCUCCCGCCGUCCGGUUCGCAGAACCUUCUCCUCCUCCGCAGCCGUCUCCGCCGGUUACCGAUGAUCGGGAUCCCGAUGACCUGAAACCCCCUAAUCUCUCGCCGGACGAGGCUUCGCGCCAGGCUUUGCUCAUAGCGGAGGUUUCGAAGAAGGUUAUAAAUGUUGGGGAGUUGCAGAGAUUAGUGUGCCAGGGGAUUCCGGAUGGUGAUGAAAUUCGAGCGACUAUAUGGAAGCUUCUUUUACGGUAUUUGCCAAACGAUCGCGCACUAUGGCAGCAUGAACUGGAUAAGAAGCGGUCCCAGUACAAGUCUUUUAAGGAUGACCUUCUGCUAAAUCCUUCAGAGAUCACCAGAAGGAUGGAAGAAUCUGCGGGUCUCAAAGAGGAAGAUUUGAACUCUGGAGGAAGUGGCUUUCUUCCAAGAGCUGAGAUUCCUCAUGGGGAACACCCUCUGAGCCUUGGAUCAACGAGUGUCUGGAAUCAAUUCUUCCAGGAUACAGAAAUUAUAGAGCAAAUUGACCGAGAUGUGAAGCGUACUCAUCCGGACAUGCAAUUUUUUUCUGAGGAUUCUUCCUUUGCCAAGUCUAAUCAGGAGGCAUUGAGAGACAUACUCAUUGUCUUUGCUAAACUAAAUCCAGGUAUAAGAUAUGUGCAAGGGAUGAAUGAAGUUUUGGCACCAUUAUUCUACGUGUUCAGGAAUGAUCCAGAUGAGAAUAAUGCUGCCAACGCAGAAGCAGACACAUUUUUUUGUUUCGUUGAGUUGUUGAGUGGGUUUAGGGAUAAUUUCUGCAAGCAACUUGACAAUAGUGUAGUUGGCAUUCGUUCUACAAUUACUAAACUAUCACAGCUUCUCAAGAGACAUGAUGAAGAGCUGUGGCGUCAUUUGGAGGUUACAACAAAGGUCAAUCCGCAGUUUUAUGCAUUUAGAUGGAUUACGCUGCUGUUGACGCAAGAGUUCAAUUUUACAGACUGCCUCCACAUUUGGGAUACUUUGUUAAGUGACCCUGAAGGUCCUCAGGAAACCCUACUUCGAAUCUGCUGUGCAAUGUUGAUACUUGUACGAAGACGACUCCUGGCUGGUGAUUUCACAUCUAAUCUCAAGCUGUUGCAAAAAUAUCCGACCACAAACAUCAGCCACCUCCUUCAUGUUGCAAACAAGCUUCGGGGUGCAUUAACUGGUUAAACUUUUAAUUUAUUUUGUUUUUCAGGACUUUCUGUUUGUAUGUAGACUUUGUUGUCAAUAGAAAUGUGUAUUUCAGAUAUGCCCCAAUUGCAGAGCACAUUGGCUUUUUUUGUGCCCUUUGAGCUUCAUGGUUCAUAUUUAUUCUUGAAUUGCUUAUAUCGACAUUGUUUUAGAGAGAAAAAUCAAUAGAUGUGAUAUCUAAACAUUUUUCUUUUCA